Juglans microcarpa x Juglans regia is the source of this 2127-nucleotide messenger RNA. Its product is annotated as trihelix transcription factor DF1-like. The record is from RefSeq and is a predicted model, not a curated record. Bases 154 to 1959 code for a protein of 601 amino acids. Lineage: Eukaryota; Viridiplantae; Streptophyta; Magnoliopsida; Fagales; Juglandaceae. The transcript is spliced from 2 exons.
CACCAUAAUAAAUUAGCAAAUUCACCAUACACUUAUCUAUCUUCAUAAAAUCGUCGAGAAUUCACCUUUUUCCUCUGUUUGGUAUUUUUAUUUUUAUUUUUCUGUCUUUCUUUCAGCUAGACUGUAAUUGCUUGUAGAGAGAGAGAGAGUCCUAUGCUGGGUGGGGACUCGGGUAGCAGGGUGUUGGAGAGCUCCGACGAUGCGGCUGAGGCCAUGGCAGCGGCCGUGACAGCUCAGCAAGGCGCCGAGGUUGGCGGCGUUGGAUCAAACUCAGGUGAAGAAGAUAAGGGUGACCGAAGUUACGGUGGAAACCGGUGGCCACGACAGGAAACUUUGGCACUCUUGAAGAUACGGUCCGACAUGGACGUGACCUUCAGGGAUGCAAGCGUUAAGGGUCCCUUGUGGGAAGAGGUUUCCAGGAAGCUAGCAGAACUUGGUUAUCAUCGAAGUGCCAAGAAAUGCAAGGAGAAAUUCGAGAACGUGUACAAAUAUCACAAAAGAACCAAAGAAGGCCGCACGGGGAAACCUGAUGGAAAGACAUAUCGUUUCUUCGAUCAACUGGAAGCUCUCGACAAUCAUCCUAAUUCCCUGCAAUCAUCCAGUACGCCGGCAAAGUCUUAUCAUACAGCUCCACCAGCAGUGGUACCGGCGACAGUAGUAAUGCGGCCAUUCAUUAACCCUCCUAGUCUUCCACAGAUCACUGUUACAUCAACGACGCAUAGUAGUAUGAAUAUUGCCGCACCGGUGAUAAACCUUACAAUUCCUUCGUUCCCACCCACAAACCCUACGAUUCUCCCAACGCCACCGAUAGCGACAAACCCUUCUCAGAUUAGCGCAAACAUUCCAUCUUCUUUCCCGAAUCUUUCUGCUGAUCUUAUUUCCAAUUCCACUUCUUCUUCCUCGACUUCCUCGGACGAAGAAAUACUGGAAGUGCGGCGCAAGCGAAAGAGGAAAUGGAAGGACUUCUUCCAGAGACUAAUGAGGGAGGUGAUACAGAAGCAAGAGGAGCUGCAUAGGAGGUUUUUGGAGGCCAUAGAGAAGCGCGAACACGAACGCAUGGUUCGCGAAGAAGCUUGGAGAGUGCAAGAGAUGGCGAGAAUCACUAGAGAACGAGAAAUAUUAGCCCAGGAAAGAUCGAUAGCGGCGACCAAGGACGCAGCGGUGAUGUCAUUCUUGCAAAAGAUAUCCGAACAGCAAAACCCGGAUCAAGCAGCUCAAUUUGAUCUGCCGCCACCACAGCCAGUACAACAACCAGCAGCACCACCUCCGGCAUUAAUACCAGUACAACAUUCGGCACCAAUAUCGGCCCCGACUGCAGCAGCAACAGUACUGCCACAAACGGUGACUAGUUUGGGAAUCCAGAAGAUCGAUAAUAAUGGGGGGAGCUUCACACCGAGAAACUCUUCGAGAUGGCCUAAAGUCGAGGUUCAAGCUUUAAUAAAGCUACGGACCAAUCUUGAUGAGAAGUAUCAAGACAGUGGGCCAAAGGGCCCUCUGUGGGAGGAGAUCUCGGCCGCCAUGAGAAAGCUUGGAUACAACCGAAGCGCGAAGAGAUGUAAAGAGAAGUGGGAGAACAUCAACAAGUACUUCAAGAAGGUCAAGGAAAGCAACAAAAAGAGGCCCGAGGACUCAAAAACGUGUCCCUACUUUCACCAGCUAGAUGCUUUAUACAGAGAAAAGAACAAAUUCGAAAACCCAGUAUCCUCGAAUCAAGUAAAGCCCGAAAACAACAUGGUGCCAUUGAUGGUGCAGCCGGAGCAGCAAUGGCCACCUCGGCAGGAUCAGCAGCCAUCGGACACGGCAAUGGAAGAUGCGGAAAGCGAACCAAUGGAUGAAAACCAAGAGGAUGAUGAUGAUGAUAAGGAUGGAGACGAGGAGGAGGAGGAAGAUGAAGAGGGGAGUGCUAAUUUUGAGAUAGUGGCAAGUAAACCUGCUUCCAAUAUUGGUGCAGCUGAGUGAGACAUGGCUGAUCGAUCGAAAAGAAAGUCCAAGGAAUUAGGGGGUCGGGUUUGCACGGGUUGUCGGGCGGGAAGUGGACCACCGGGUUCUGGCUGUGGUGAUCAAAUUAUUACAGAUCGACAAGGAAUUACGCGUUGAAAAUAUACAGCAAACACGUUUUUUGUUUCC